AUGACAACCACAGUCACAGAAACUAGAUACCGAGUUCCAGAGAACCUUGAAGACACAAUGUUUGAAUCAAGCCCCAGCAGAUCCAGCUCACGUACUACAGUCACUACAACUCGCUCCACAGAUCCUGUAUACACAGAUUAUCUAGGAGACCACGAUACCAGAUCAACACGAACUGUCCAUAAUUCACAGGAAAAAGGUACAACAACUACCACAGUGGAAACGCGAUAUGACAGUUCUUCCUAUGGAGACACAAGUCAGUAUGAUCCUCAGUCUUCCAGCAAUAAAGGAAUCCUUUUUGUAAAAGAGUAUGUCAACACAAGAGAUAAUCUGAAAUCUCCAACCACUGCUGGACGUCUCCCAGAUUUCUCAGGUGACUCUGAGACAUCCUACAGCAGCAGUUCUAGUUAUCUGUACAGCAGUGCACCAAGGAGAUCUGACGAAGGUCCCUGCACUUACUGUGGUCGUGAAAUCAAAGACUGUGCUAAGAUCAUGCUAGAUCACCUUAAUAUCUACUGCCAUGAGUAUUGUUUUAAGUGUGGAAUUUGCCACAAGCCAAUGGGA
Messenger RNA from Staurois parvus, 561 nucleotides. The record is from the annotation of a GenBank genome assembly. Lineage: Eukaryota; Metazoa; Chordata; Amphibia; Anura; Ranidae.